Acromyrmex echinatior (Panamanian leafcutter ant) is the source of this 3438-nucleotide messenger RNA. Its product is annotated as ATP-dependent DNA helicase Q1. The record is from RefSeq and is a predicted model, not a curated record. Gene Ontology annotation, molecular function: ATP binding; nucleic acid binding; 3'-5' DNA helicase activity. NCBI's taxonomy places the organism in Eukaryota, Metazoa, Arthropoda, Insecta, Hymenoptera, Formicidae. Gene Ontology annotation, cellular component: cytoplasm; chromosome. Gene Ontology annotation, biological process: double-strand break repair via homologous recombination.
UCUGAAUGCACCUUUUUUGAUAUAUAAAAAUGUGGCAAGAUGUUGUAGGUUAUUAGGGUUAAUAACAGUUCAAUGUUGAUAAAAAACAAACAGCUGUAUCUUUGUGAUUUAUUAAAUUUCACUUUGGAUUUCAACGUGAAGGAUAUAGUCGAUUAGGAUGUCUAUUAGCAACGCUAGAGACGUAAUUAUGAUAGAUGACGAGUGUCAAGCUACGGAGAACAACGAGAUAGCUGCCAUUGAUUAUGAGCUACAACAGAUAGAGAAUGACCUACAGAAAUUGCAGGAUCGUAGGAGAUUAUUGACACAACGGAAAGAGAAAUUGCGCGACGAUGCUCUUUUAAAGAAAAGUUUUUCUCUGUCCAAGAAGAAUUGGAACAAUGCGGAUUUCAUUUGGUCUGUAAAACUCACAGAGACGUUAAAGAACGUAUUCAAGAUAGAAAAGCUACGAGAGUUACAGUUACCGACUAUGAAUGCGAUCAUGUCCAAGGAAGAUGUGAUAUUGAUCAUGCCUACGGGUGGUGGCAAAAGUUUAUGUUAUCAAUUACCGGCUGUGAUGAGUAAAGGUAUAACGGUGGUAAUUUCACCAUUAGUAUCCUUGAUGGAAGAUCAGUUGCACGGAUUGCGUAAACUCGAUAUAAAGGCUACUAUGCUGUGUGCGAAGGCUGAUAAGGAGAGCAUCAAAAUGACUAUGACGGCCCUCGUGGAUAAAAGUUGUCCUCUCAAACUGAUUUAUAUAACACCUGAAUACAUGGCAAAGUCCAAUCGCUUCAUGAAUAAACUGCAAAAAGCGUACGAGUUGGGUCAUCUAGAACGGUUUGCGAUCGACGAGGUGCAUUGCUGUAGUCAAUGGGGACACGAUUUCAGACCAGAUUACAAGUUCUUGGGAGUAUUGAAAUCUAUGUUCCCUGGAGUACCGAUUCUAGGUCUCACUGCAACGGCCCCGACUAAAAUCAUCGUAGACGUGCAGAAAAUGCUAGACAUUAGUGGUUGCCUAAUUUUACGAGCUUCAUUCAAUAGACCCAAUUUAUAUUAUGAAGUUCGUCGCAAACCGGCCGAUAAGGAGACAUGUCUCGCGAUGAUAGAAAAUCUGCUGAAGAAUCGAUUUAACGGCAAGUCGGGUAUAAUUUACACGACUACGAUUAAAGACGCGGAACAAUUGACAACUGAUUUGAGAGGCAGAGGUAUCAAGGCUGGAUGCUAUCACGCAAUGCUCGAAGCCAAUUACCGAUCAGAAGUUUACUCCAAGUGGAUGUCAGGCAAGUAUCAAGUGGUGGUGGCAACUAUCGCUUUUGGAUUGGGUAUUGACAAGCCGGACGUGCGAUUCGUGAUUCAUCAUUGCGUUUCCAAAUCGAUGGAAAAUUUUUAUCAGGAGAGUGGUCGAGCGGGUAGAGAUGGCAAAAAGUCGGUGUGUCUUGUGCUCUAUAGAUUAGCGGAUAUAUUUAAAUUAAGUACCAUGGUGUUUCAAGAUAAAGUCGGAUUGCAAAAUUUGUAUAAAGUAUUGGCUUACUGCUUAGAUGAAACUUCCUGUAGACGGAGUUUAAUAGCGACUCACUUUGAAGAAAAUUGGAAAGAAAACGACUGCGCAGAGAUGUGUGAUCAUUGUAGGAAAUCUGUAAGCGUUAGAAAGCAGAUCGACGUAGCAUAUUAUUGUAGACAAUUGUAUCAGAUUAUGACUAAAGCUGUGCAAAGUGAAACACGAUUGACCGCACUGAAACUGGUAGAUGCUUGGUAUGGUAAAGGUGCCUCGUCAUUGCGAGUUUCUAACGUACCUGUGCCAAAUUUUACGAGAGAAACCGCAGAGGCUAUCGUAGGGUAUUUGCUGAUAAACGGUUAUCUACAAGAGGACUUUCACUUUUCAGCAUAUUCUACAAUAUCGUAUCUUAAACGUGGACCAAAGUCAGGACUGGUGUCAGGUGACAACGAUCACAAGAUACUCUUUAACUAUGAGUUUCACUAAACUAUUGUUGCAAUCGAUAGUACAGCGAUUCAUAACAAAUGUUUAAUUUCGAUAUAAUGUAUAUUGUUAAAGGAUUCUCUCUCUCUCUCUCUUUCUCUCUCACAAAAUUAAACAUCAUGCACUUACAUUAUUUGAAAAUCUACUAUGAUUACAAAUACGUUAAAACGACUAAAGCUCGCACUUAAUUGCAACAUUCUGAAUUAAGUGUGAAAUGAUUGAGAUCCGUUGUUGCAAUUUCACAACAUAAUCGAUGUGACUUUAGCGUCGAGUAAGAAAAAGAGAGAAAGAAAUUGUGCGUACGGGAGAGAAAUUGGACGAUCGAUUGAAAGUGAAAGCGAAGCGCGCGAAAACGGCGAAUAAUCGAUAAAAACGGUCUACGGCCAGGCACAGCCCAUGGCAAAUGUAGCGAAAUGUCAGUGAGUCGGAUAGUAGGAUAGGCUUGGUAGGUUCCGUGAUGAAAUGGAAAUAUUGAUCUAGGAUAGAAGCAGGUAGAAAAGAGGGAUAGUAUAUCCACAUGUUCCUAGUGGUAAAAAAAAAAUAUAAAUGCGUCGUUGAGCUACGCUCUUCGUUCCUGUCGUCGCACGUUCAUUUUUGGAGAAUGAAAUACUUUUGCAGAUACACUCUUACGAUAGAUAGCGCAGCGUCUUUAGAACGUAGACUCUGGCGAAUUGAAGCGGAUUUUAUGACAAACUCGACAAAUUCGCAGUUGCGCGUGCUUGCGCGUUGUAGCGGCAACGACGACGGCGCGGCGCGGCGCGGCGGUCGCGUAUGAAACCACCAGUACUACAAGUAGUAAGAAAUUAAGAAUGCCAGCCUGAACCUUUCAGCGAUUUAGAAAUCGCUGACUGCUCAACUGCCGUGCAGAUGAUCUCGUCGAUUUUAUUUUUUCCAUCCCAAUUAAGAGUACAUUCCGAGUACAGCGUUUCAAGAGUGACUCGUAACGCAGUCGAGAUUUCUUGAGUUUUUUCCAGAAUACUUAUCCAUCUUUCACUCUGCGAGGAAGAGCGAAGAAUGACAGAGUUGUUGUCUCGGGAUUCGUUAUCGUGGAAACGGUGCGAUUCGGAAGGCGGCGACAACGCGGGAUGUUACGAUUACGACGCGGAUACGUAUUAUUGCGUAUUGUAUGCUCCGAGUGUGCUCCGUAUGUAAUGGUAUGUAACGAGGCUAACAAUAAGUGAUAAUGAUAACGCGCUCGCGUGCGUAAGCGCGCAUAUAUUCACGUACGCUGCGCAGAAAGACAAGUCGUCGUGGACGAUCAUCUACCUCUAGGCGAAUCCAAUCCAUCCGGUGCUUUUAAUUACUAUUACAUAAUCGUGAUUAUGUUCACCCUCCGUCCCAAGUCCUCUUCCGACUGGCUCCGUUUGCAACAACAAUGUCGCUCGUCAUUUCAGAAUUUUGUUCAACUCUUAUUUCUUAAGGCAAAAGAGUCGUCGUCGUCGUCGUCGUCGUCGUCGCCGCCGUCGCCGCCGUUCAUCUCACAA